CUCCUAUUCACCCUUGUUGCCUUAGAGCAUCCUAAAGCUCAAGAAUCAUGUACGAUGUAAGUGAUACGUGAGCCAUUCUCGCGCGUAUAAAAGCUUUUAAGGCAUAACUCCUUUCCAUAGAUCUAUUACACCCAACGACACUUAACUCUUCCUUCAUAGCAAUACGGGAAAAGAGCGAGGAACAAAGUAUUAUUUAUACCUUGACGUAACUUUCCAACAUGAAGAAACCGAUAUUUCCCACAUUCACCAUCAAAGAUAAAGAUGGCGCAAAAGAAUACCUAAAACAAAUACUCCUACUUGUCGACUACGUCCGUGAUCUUGAUCUUCGGCUAAUUGUGCCUGUCGAUGCGGAAAAGGAAAAUACGCUUAACGCAGCUGACCUCUGGAUGCCGUUCGCAACAGACGAGCUUAACAAUGCCAAGUCCCGGCUCGUCAAUACUAACGACAAUACAUCGCGUGUUAUCGAUGAUGCAUUAAAUCAACUGCAUACCGUCGAACCGACAAUCAAAAGUCUCCUUGAUUAUUUCGACAAGAUGAACGGGAAAAGCUAAAGAGAAAGAGGAGCAAGGUGGGGGGCAAGGGAAUUAGGAUAAAGCGCCUCAUAGCGAUAGCUUUUGGUGUAUUUGCCAUCUAUUGAUGCGUUACACAUGCAAAUAUCGUUUGCAAGUACCAGGGCACAUGUUCUCCAUCGAUCAGCGGUCUCAACAAGUCAAAUAAUUAUUUGACUUGACUUGACUUGGCUUGACUUGACUUAGCCAAAUACCUAAUUUUAGCAUAUUUGAAUGAGUCAAGCUUUUAUUUUUUUUAUUUGACCAAUUACCCAGAUAUAUUUUAUAUGUCCAGGCCUACUUAUAUAUAUAUUUACG
Daldinia vernicosa is the source of this 866-nucleotide messenger RNA. RefSeq lists its product as uncharacterized. The record is from RefSeq and is a predicted model, not a curated record. The transcript has a single exon. NCBI's taxonomy places the organism in Eukaryota, Fungi, Ascomycota, Sordariomycetes, Xylariales, Hypoxylaceae. Bases 219 to 551 code for a protein of 110 amino acids.